AUGGGCUUCCUGCGCUCUUCUUUCGUCGCGGGCCUCCUCUUCCAGCUGGGCGCACUCGCACAUGGACCGCUCGGCUAUGCGCAGGAGAAACCGUUGGUAGGCGAUGCCAGCUUUGACUACGCCGAGGCAUGUCCAGACUAUGCGAAAUACUCAACAAGUCCUCAUCCUCCCAACAGCGAGGGUCCUCUGCAACUUCCGUUCCAGCGACCGCAUCCCAAAUGCCGCACGUUCCAUUCCGACGCCGUCGAGAAGGUCAUUAAGGAUGUCACCUCACGAAUGAAAGACCCUGACCUGGCCCGCCUAUUCGAGAAUACCUUUCCCUCGACCACAGACACGACCGUUAAAUUCCAUACCGAUGGUACUAAGAAAUUCAAGAGGAAAGAGUACGGUCGGAGCGCUCUGGACGACGGCGCAUGGAUGGGACCGCAGUCGUUCAUUAUCACUGGGGACAUCAUUGCUGAAUGGCUCCGGGAUAGUUGCAACCAGCUGUCUCCAUAUAUGCCGCUUGCAAAGAAGGACAAAGACAUAUUUACCCUGAUCCUAGGGGCGAUCAACACGCAGUCCGAGUACGUGAUCGAGGCGCCCUACUGCAACGCGUUCCAACCACCUCCGAUUUCUGGCCUCAAAAAUACCUACAAUGGCCAGGACGAUUUCGUUCACCCAACCUAUGAGCCCUCUUUCGUCUUCGAGUGCAAGUACGAGCUGGACAGUCUCGGCCAUUUCUUGACCCUGGCCAACGAUUUCUACGAGACGACCGGCUCUCUCGAGUUCGUGAACCUGCGCUGGCUGCUGGCCCUCGAAACCGUGUUGGAAGUGUUGGGUCAGCAGAGCCAGCCUACAUUCGACCCUGCGACGGGACAGUACCAAAGGAACACUUACACGUUCAAGCGUCAGACCUUUGUUGGCACUGAGACUUUGAACCUAGACGGGGUGGGAAAUCCUCUGAACAACGGAACUGGUCUUAUCCGCAGCGCUUUCAGGCCGAGUGACGACGCAACCAUCCUCGGCUACUUUAUCCCGGCGAAUGCAAUGAUGGCGGUGGAAAUGAAGAGAACGGCGAAAGCUCUCAAGGCUGCAGGCGAGACCCAUACUGCCGAGAAGUUCGAGAAGUGGAGCCAGCAGAUUACAGACGGUAUCUGGGACCACGGCGUGGUUCAGCACGCCAAGUUUGGCCGCGUUUUCGCAUACGAAGUAGACGGCUACGGCUCCCACAUCUUGAUGGAUGACGCAAACUACCCUAGCUUGCUGGCUCUUCCAUUGAUGGGCUUCGUCCCACCGGAUGACGAAGUUUACCAGAAUACGCGCAAGAUGCUACUGAGUCGAGCGUCGAACCCAUACUAUCUGGAGGGACAAGAGUUUCGAGGCAUUGGAGCGCAGACGACCGACGACGAUGCUGAGAUCAUGGGGUGCCUGAACUAUGUGCUGAAAACUGCCAAGCUUGGACUCAUUCACGAGAGCAUCGACGUAAAUUCGGGAUACGCAUAUACCAGGGCGAACGGUGUUUUUGCCGAGACGAUAUUGGACCUGGCCAACCGCAAACCGCAUUUGAUAUUCAAGGACACUACGCCAUACGAUAUAUGGGAGGACUGA
Messenger RNA from Diaporthe citri, 1590 nucleotides. RefSeq lists its product as uncharacterized. The record is from RefSeq and is a predicted model, not a curated record. Bases 1 to 1590 code for a protein of 529 amino acids. Lineage: Eukaryota; Fungi; Ascomycota; Sordariomycetes; Diaporthales; Diaporthaceae. The transcript has 4 exons. Gene Ontology annotation, biological process: carbohydrate metabolic process.